This is a messenger RNA of Penicillium cataractarum, 420 nucleotides long. RefSeq lists its product as uncharacterized. The record is from RefSeq and is a predicted model, not a curated record. NCBI's taxonomy places the organism in Eukaryota, Fungi, Ascomycota, Eurotiomycetes, Eurotiales, Aspergillaceae. The coding region runs from base 1 to 420 and encodes 139 amino acids. The transcript has 2 exons.
AUGAGCGCUUCUCAGAUCAGACCGCUGGUCAACCAGCAAGAGAUCGUUCAUGCAUACCGUCAUCUCUACCGACAAGGUCUAAAGGCCAUCAGAUAUGCGGCCCCGAGCCGGCAUGUCCUUCGAACUACCUUGCGGACGUCCUUUCGAGCUUCUCCACCUGCGGAGUUCAACCCGUCAAGAAUCGCCAACACUCUCCGGUUUCUUGAACGCGCCGCCGACAUGACGGGUCUAGAACACAAGAUUUUCAAGAACUUGCUACUAUCUCGGUAUUGGGAACUGCCGCAGAUUGCCAAAGAGAGUCGCAUUCUACGAAGCCUUGGACUUGGCAACGCAGAGCACCAACUGCGGAAAAGUGCCUAUGACCAACUUAAUUUGACAGUGGAGCGCCUGAACGAGAGCCUAGGGACGUGUCUAAAGUGA